AAGUAGUGGCGUGUGAGAGCGCCGGCUGUGACCGCGGAGACAGCGGUGACCUAGCGAGUGGGAAGCGGUGGCGGCGAGUAGCUGCUGCUGCUCUGGGGCAGAGUUGGCGGUUAGAGGCGGGGCCGGCCACCCAGAGCAGCCCGGAUCUGGAGUCAGAGUUGUUUGGAUUCGACACCCGUCCAACCAUGGGUUUGUCUGCAUCUACCCCUGCUGUUGCAGUUCAGACCGCAAAUGCUUCAGAUCAUCAGACAACACCCCCACCUUCUGGAUGUCCAAUGCAUCAAGGGAAAAUGCAAGGCUGUCCAGUGAGUACAGAGCCAUCCGACCCAUCCUGUGACAGCAAAACCAACUCUGUGCCUGUCCACCAAGAACGUGCAUAUGAGUACGUGGAGUGUCCUGUUACAGGCUCGGUGGCUGGAAAUAAGGAGAAGCUAGAUCCUUCUAACCUGAUGCCGCCACCCAAUCAGAUACCGGCCCCUGAUCAGCCAUUUGCACUGUCUACUGCGAGGGAGGAGUCAUCCAUUCCAAGAGCAGAUUCUGAGAGAAAGUGGGUUUAUCCUUCUGAGCAGAUGUUCUGGAAUGCGAUGUUAAAGAAAGGGUGGAAGUGGAAGGAUGAUGAUAUUAGUCAGAAGGACAUGUACAAUAUCAUUAGAAUUCACAAUCAGAAUAAUGAGCAGGCUUGGAAGGAGAUUUUGAAGUGGGAAGCGCUUCAUGCCGCGGAGUGUCCUUGUGGUCCCUCGCUGGUCCGGUUUGGAGGUAAAGCGAAAGAGUAUUCGCCACGAGCAAGGAUCCGGUCCUGGAUGGGGUACGAGCUGCCUUUCGACAGGCAUGACUGGAUCGUCAACCGCUGCGGGACGGAAGUGAGAUACGUCAUCGACUACUACGACGGCGGUGAAGUCAACCAGGACUACCAGUUCACCAUCCUGGACGUCAGGCCCGCUUUCGAUUCGCUUUCGGCGGUGUGGGACAGAAUGAAGGUCGCCUGGUGGCGCUGGACCUCGUAACCACUGCUUGUUAGCCAUGGGAAAAUAUAAACUAUUUUUUUUUCUGAACGAUGUAUUAAACUAUUUUCCCCAAACUGAACUGCACUCAUGAUAUACUGGGAAGGUCAAGUGGGUAAUGACACCUUACAUUUCACUUAGCAAUGGGUGGCGUGCAGGUGCUCACCCUGCCGUUCAUAGAAGAUCAUUUUAAAUUUCCAAGUGGGAAGCAGUCCCUUAGUUUUCCCUUUAACUGCAGAGUUGCCUGUGUAUUUAAUUUAGAAGAGUCAGGACAACCUCUGAAAAAGAACUCGCCUUGAAAUUUGAAGGCAGCUGCUUUUUUUUGUCACUGUUUUCUCUGGCAUACUUGCCGUGCAGACCUGAAGGUCCAUGUGAUGCUGAGGAGCGUUGACCUGGUCAGACAUUUAAUGAGAGCUGUUCAGGUAUGAUUUUAAGAGUUACCAGCAUUGCUAAAGCCCCUAUGAUAUCGUAGUGACCCCUGAAGAAAUCACACAGGUUUACACUGGAAUUGCACUCGGCAAAACUAAGAUAUGUCUUACCUCUCCAAAUCCUCAAGAAUUUUUAAGACUGGACCUUGUUAUAGAAUAGUUUCAACUCCCUCAUGGUUUGAUGGUGCAUUCGCAUUAGAAUGUGUGUUUUAAAUAUUUUCAUUUUAGUUUCCAUUAUUCUGACAUGUAACUGCUCCCUGCAAGCAGGUCCCGUUGUCGCUGGCCCGUGACAAGUUAUCCUGCUUCUGAGCCCCAUUCCUUCUGCCUGAAGCCUUCCUGGCACUUGCCCUAAUCUGAACCUUGAUGGUCUGGCUCAUGUCGCAUGUGAGGGACGGUCCCUCUCUAAAACAUGAUUAUAUUUAGUUGAGUGUUAGAAUUCACAAGGAGAGUAUUUUUCCCAGAUGUAGAAUGUUUGCAUCAACUCACUGUCUAAGUUCAGACAUUUUAAAAGGGAGCUCUAAGUUUGCCAUUGAAAUUCUUGGCACCAGUAAUCCAUAAAGUGGUUGUUCUACUUAGAGCAGCAUGUUACAAAUGACUGUUGGGUUUUUAAAAGUGUGGAUAAUAUUCAUUUAUUCUAAAUACUGUAGUGUUAAAUUAGUAAAUGGAAUUAGCAGUCUGGAAUGAUGAAUUUGGUUUGAAUUUCUUUGUUGUGACAGCUUGGCGUGGAGUUUGAAAAAUCCAACAACCUUAAACUCUUCUACAUUUCAAAAUAAUUGCAUAUUUUAAAAUGAAAUAAAGCUGAUAGUUAACAGGUUUUGAAAA
Hipposideros armiger (great roundleaf bat) is the source of this 2251-nucleotide messenger RNA. RefSeq names its product holocytochrome c synthase (gene HCCS). The transcript is spliced from 7 exons. Gene Ontology annotation, molecular function: holocytochrome-c synthase activity. NCBI's taxonomy places the organism in Eukaryota, Metazoa, Chordata, Mammalia, Chiroptera, Hipposideridae. Gene Ontology annotation, cellular component: mitochondrion. The record is from RefSeq and is a predicted model, not a curated record. Gene Ontology annotation, biological process: cytochrome c-heme linkage. The coding region runs from base 186 to 1004 and encodes 272 amino acids.